Trichosurus vulpecula (common brushtail) is the source of this 3504-nucleotide messenger RNA. It is a transcript of the gene TTC13, whose product is annotated as tetratricopeptide repeat domain 13. Gene Ontology annotation, molecular function: protein binding. The record is from RefSeq and is a predicted model, not a curated record. The transcript is spliced from 24 exons. NCBI's taxonomy places the organism in Eukaryota, Metazoa, Chordata, Mammalia, Diprotodontia, Phalangeridae. Bases 36 to 2684 code for a protein of 882 amino acids.
GAGAGGAGUCGGUCGCACAUGCGCCUUGAAGGAAGAUGGCACCUGCCGGCUGCUGUUGCUGCGGCUGGGGCGGCGCUGUGUCCGCAGCCGGCGCUGCCGGGCGCCUCCUGGCGCUGCUGCUCCUGGGGGCCCUGUCCGCCGAGCUGCACCCAGGAGCCCUAGGCACCGAGUACUACUCGCCGCUGUCCCUGCUCAAGCAGGAGCUGCAGCACCGGCAGCAGGCAGCGCCCGGGGCCGGCGGAGGCGGAGGCUGCGACCCGCAUUCUGGAGACUGGGGGGACCAGCCUUCAGCGGAGUGCAGCGAGGCAUCUUUUUUGAACUUCCAUGAUUCUUCGGACUGUGAGCCAAAAGGAUCACCACCCUGUGACUCCUUGCUUUCCCUUAAUGCUGAAAAGAUUCUGAACCAGGCAAAGUCCCUUGCAGAACAAAAGCGAUUACCCUUUGCUACUGAUAAUGACAAUACAAAUGAAGAAUUAGCUAUUGCUUAUGUGUUGAUUGGCAGUGGUCUAUAUGAUGAAGCAAUAAGACAUUUUUCAUCCAUGCUUCAGGAGGAGCCAGAGCUCGUUAGUGCAAUUUAUGGCCGAGGGAUAGCCUAUGGAAAGAAGGGACUGCAGGACAUUAAGAAUGCUGAACUUGCUUUAUUUGAACUGAGUCGAGUAAUUACCUUAGAACCAGAUCGUCCAGAAGUAUUUGAACAGCGAGCCGAGAUACUGUCCCCUCUGGGACGAAUCAGUGAAGCAGUAAGUGAUCUCACUAAAGCCAUCCAACUGCAGCCAUCAGCACGACUCUACCGACAUAGAGGGACCUUGCAUUUCAUAUCAGAGGACUAUGCAACAGCCCAUGAAGACUUUCAGCAGUCUUUAGAACUGAACAAAAAUCAGCCUAUAGCUAUGCUGUACAAAGGCUUAACUUUCUUCCACAGAGGACUUUUGAAGGAAGCUAUUGAGUCUUUCAAAGAAGCCUUGAAACAGAAAGCUGAUUUUAUUGAUGCGUAUAAAAGUCUUGGUCAGGCUUACAGAGAACUGGGCAACUUUGAAGCAGCCACUGAGAGUUUUCAAAGAGCCCUGCUGCUCAACCAGAAUCAUGUACAGACCUUACAGCUCCGAGGGAUGAUGCUUUAUCACCAUGGCAGCUUACAAGAAGCCCUGAAGAAUUUCAAGAGGUGCCUGCAGCUAGAGCCAUACAACGAAGUGUGCCAGUAUAUGAAAGGACUCAGCCACGUGGCAAUGGGGCACUUCUAUGAAGGAAUAAAAGCACAAACGAAAGUCAUGCUAAAUGACCCUCUCCCAGGCCAGAAGGCUAGCCCAGAGUAUCUGAAAGUGAAAUACCUCCGAGAGUACUCUCGAUAUCUUCAUGCACACCUCGAUACCCCACUCACAGAGUAUAAUAUUGAUGUAGAUUUGCCUGGAAGCUUCAAAGAUCACUGGGCUAAAAAUUUGCCUUUUCUCAUAGAGGAUUAUGAAGAGCAGCCAGGACUACAGCCCCAUAUCAAAGAUGUGUUGCUUCAGAAUGUUGAGAGCUACAAGCCUGAUGUACAGGAGCUGAUUUGUGUAGCAGAUCGUUUGGGAUCGCUGAUGCAAUACGAAACACCUGGUUUCCUGCCAAAUAAGAGAAUACACAGAGCAAUGGGUUUGGCUGCUUUAGAAGUCAUGCAAGCUGUGCAGAGGACAUGGGCCAACUCAAAAGUGCGAAUGAAUGGAAAAACUCGUCUGAUGCAGUGGAGAGACAUGUUUGAUAUUGCAGUGAAAUGGCGAAGGAUUGCUGAUCCAGACCAGCCUGUACUAUGGUUAGAUCAAAUGCCAGCUCGAAGUCUUAGUAGGGGCUUUAAUAACCACAUCAAUCUAAUCAGGGGUCAAGUGAUUAACAUGAGAUACCUGGAAUAUUUUGAGAAAAUACUUCAUUUUAUCAAAGACAGGAUUCUUGUCUAUCAUGGUGCUAAUAAUCCCAAAGGACUGUUAGAAGUUCGAGAAGCUCUUGAAAAAGUACACAAAGUAGAAGAUCUUCUUCCAAUUAUGAAGCAACCCUUCAAGGAAGGUGCUUGUCAUGAUCUCCAUUUCACAGUUGAGGAAACUGAGGCAGACAGAAAAUUUAACAGUAAAACAAGAGAUGGGUUCACUGUGAAUACAAAAGUUCCCAGCCUCAAAGAUCAAGGGAAGGAGUAUGAUGGAUUCACAAUUACUAUAACAGGAGACAAAGUUGGCAAUAUAUUAUUUUCUGUGGAAACUCAAACCACAGAAGAAAGAACACAAUUAUAUCAUGCCGAAAUAGACGCACUGUAUAAAGAUCUCACAACUAAAGGAAAAGUGUUAAUUCUGUCAUCAGAACUCGGGGAGGCUGAUGCUGUCUGCAACCUAAUUUUAUCCUUAGUUUACUACUUCUAUAACUUAAUGCCACUCUCCAGAGGAUCCAGCGUAAUAGCUUAUUCUGUGAUUGUGGGCGCAUUGAUGGCAAGUGGGAAGGAAGUAGCCGGAAAAAUUCCCAAAGGAAAGUUAGUUGACUUUGAAGCCAUGACAGCUCCUGGAUCAGAGGCCUUUAGCAAAAUAGCCAAAAGCUGGAUGAGCUUACAAAGUAUUUCUCCUUCUUACAAGAGUCUUCCAUCAGUAUCAGAGACAUUUCCAACAUUAAGAACCAUGAUUGAGGUGCUAAACACAGACUCUUCUCCACGGUGUUUUAAGAAACUAUAGUUGUUCUAUAGUAUUUAUUAUAAAGUAAAGGGCUGGGACCUCUUGCUUCUCUUAAGUUAUUUUUUUGAAAAGUGAAAUUAUGAAGAAAUUAGGUCCUUUAUUACUUUUGAUACCAGUUUUUGAUAGGAACUGAAUACUUGAAAGCAUUUUCUUUACUUUUCCAGACUCAAACAAAUCAUGAGAAUUUUGUGGGUGGGCCUAAAAGUCUGGGAGGGAAAAAAAUGUAUUGGCCAAUGGUCUGUUGGUUUUCAUUAAUAAUAGCCAUACACUGCUUCCCUAUAGCAAAACAGUUACAUACAUUUACUUCUAGAGACCAAAAAUUAGUAAAUAAAAAUAGCCAUGAAUAAACAGAUGAUUUUAUUCCUUAUAUAUCUAUGGGAUUUUUCCCCCUCCAAGGAAUAUUUCCCUUUAUGGACUUUCUGAUAAGAUUCUCCUUUUCAGCUCAUAUAAAAUCCUACUUCGUCUUCAGGGUCUCAAAUGUUUAUGAUCGGUGAAAGCAUUAUAAGGCAUUGAUGGAUGCCACACAGCACACACAGAAAAUUUUGGUGAUAGAAUUGUCAGCUAGUGUUCUAGAACACUGAACUGCUGAAACGUGGUUUUUUUUCUUUUGUUGAAAAACCUACAUCACCAGUUUUGGGCACUGGAUUGUGUGUGUUGUGUGUCGUAAUAACUGGUUGCUAUUUCAGGUAGCAGUGUAUGAAAAUUCAAAAUUUAAAACUACCACUGAUUUUACAAAAUCUGGUUUCCAUUUGGGGGUUGGGGAGGAUGACGUGAAAACAAUGAAACUCUGGUUAAUUAAAAGUUUACCGUUUGAAAUUCA